Messenger RNA from Oikopleura dioica, 978 nucleotides. NCBI's taxonomy places the organism in Eukaryota, Metazoa, Chordata, Appendicularia, Copelata, Oikopleuridae. The record is from the annotation of a GenBank genome assembly.
AUGAGAGCGUCAAUUGGUAUUCUUGCAGGACUAGUGGAUGCUGGGCCAAACUGGAAACGAGGAUUGAUUAACUAUCUUGGCGAGCGUCUUGUUACUGCCACUCAAGAAAUCAACGACGAUUUCGAGCAUCAGGCGAGAAUCGAAAACACCGUUGAUAAAUUGUUGACUGGGCUUGCAGGCGUCAACACGAGUGCCUGUCCUAAAAAUGACGAGUACAAAAAUCACGAUCGGUAUCUUGAAGGAUACGACUGGUCGUAUGCCCCGCCCGUUGGAAGUUCCGAGGUUUGCGAUCUCGCGGUUCGUGUUCCGAUGAAAAUUCGAAGCUGGAAUCGACUCUUUGGAUGCGAAGCUGCUUACGAGAAAAAAUACAUGAAGCAGAUGAGAAAUCAAGCUUCCAGACUCAAGAAAAUGGUCCAAGAGCUCGGCAAUAUGCACGGACUGAAAUGCAAAUGCGAUGAUCCCUGCGACGCUCUUGAAGGAUGCUCAACUUUGAUCAAUUCUUGCGAGAGGCAAAUCUCUCUUGAAUUUGCUGAUUUGAGCAGCUCAUUUUCUAUAAAACCAAAUCUCGUUAUUUCUAUCGAUAUUAAAUGCCCCGAGGUAAAUGCUCAAGACGGAAAGAUCCUUUAUGCUCCCUUGAAUAACAUCAUGAACGGAGAGAAAAUUCUCAGCAUUGAAAGUAGUUUAUCAGAUGGGGGAAAGAACAUCGAGAUCGCGAAUGAACAAUUGAGCUACAGCUUCACUUGUCUUCCUGGAAAAUGGCAUUCUGUUGAGCUAGAGCAUAAAGAAUCGUCCGGAUUUCGACAAGAAUGGAUCAAAAUCGACGGUGAAAUCAAGCGCGCAAACAUUCAAAUGUUCUCAGAAUUUAGCGAUGCCCAAACUUUUGUCGGCCAAAUGCUCCACCUUGAUUACACAUUUCUCCAAAAUGAAGAUAGAGCAGAGACGAAAGUUCGCAAUUUAUUUGUUCAGACAUUCAAUUAA